UUUUUGUUAUAACAUCGCUUUUCGCAGAGUCAUUUCGCAGCCAAUUUAAGAACAAUAUAUUCUAAAAAAUGUAAUGGAAAAUAAAAACUUAGGUUGAACUCACUGUAAAUAAUAUGGGUUUGCAUAACAGGUCCCUACAGGUUCCUCACAUUGUGGGCGAUGAUGACGAUGUUCUAGAAGAUUCGGAAAGUGAACAAGACGAUAAAGAAAAUUCAAAUGAGAAUGAAAUGGCUAUGGAUGGUUCAUGUUGGGUAUUGAAGGCCAACCACAUGAAACCCACACCUCCAAUUUCAGAGAUGAAGAAGUCACCAGUAAUUCCAAAGGAUAUCUCCACCGUUCCUACAAAAGCUUUCCUUACACCGCAACGCCCGCAGCCCUACUCCUUGGCCAUUCCCCACCGUCUCGUCAAUUCUCUGGCGGAUUUUUCUGCUCCGGAAUCAAUUGGAGCACGUGUAUCCAGACGAAGCAGAAGCAACAUUGGGUUCAUCAAUGACGGUAUUACUACUCAAAUCGCUCCACCUGUCCAGCUGGCCAAGCCGAUGGAUAUCACCGGCUACUUCCACGAGCUGUCCGUUAAUCUCGUCCAGCAACGCGUCUGCCUGAAGCCCUUCUUGGAGCUGCGCAAGCGCAUCGAUCGGUUGGCGGCCCAAUCUUUGCAGGAAUCCAAGCGGAUGCAGAAGUAGUAAAUCAUCCGAGUCAAGAAGAAUAUUAUAAAGAAAUUAUAAAUGUAUAAACGAUACUUAUUUUUAAUAUAAUCUUUCAUACUUACAUUACUUUGUGCGCCAAUGGAA
This is a messenger RNA of Drosophila rhopaloa, 791 nucleotides long. RefSeq lists its product as uncharacterized. The transcript has 4 exons. The coding region runs from base 114 to 683 and encodes 189 amino acids. Lineage: Eukaryota; Metazoa; Arthropoda; Insecta; Diptera; Drosophilidae. The record is from RefSeq and is a predicted model, not a curated record.